This is a messenger RNA of Leptosia nina, 276 nucleotides long. The record is from the annotation of a GenBank genome assembly. Lineage: Eukaryota; Metazoa; Arthropoda; Insecta; Lepidoptera; Pieridae.
AUGGCGUUAAAAGCCAGGAAGUUUUUCCGUUAUGCAAACGAAGAAUUUAUCAUUCCCGCCAUGAGCGAUGACAAGGUUGCCGCUGUCAAUAAUGAUGUUAUUAAUAUUCUGUGGCACGUGGUUGACCCGCAUGUCCGGGACAAGACAACUGCAUUACACCUAGACUGUGCGAUUGGUAUUAGGGGCAGACACCGUGGAGGUCGGUACCCGCCGUUGGACUCCUUACUUAACGACCUCUUAGUUAGUACAUUUAUUAAAGACGAUAAGGUUCUCUAG